AUGAGAGUUCAAUAUGGAAUUGGAACUUCAAAACCUUUGAACCCUAAACCUCAUUACUUCAUCAUCUCAGAUUCUGAGACUGAUGAUUCCUCUGAUUCUUGCCCUCCAUCAGCAACAACGCCACAAAAUAAUCCAACAUCAACAUCUGAAAAGGCACCAACCCACAUUAAAUCUACCACACCUUCCAAAUCUGCUUUCUCCUCUGAACCCUCACAAUCAACUCCCCCACACCAAAAAUGGAGAUUGAACAAUGAAAUUGUCUCUCCUCUUACUAAACAAAAUGAACCCUCCUCUCAAUCCAAACCACAAACAAAACCCAUGAAAACAAAAUCUGCCAUGACAAUUGCGCAGUUCCUUGCUCGAAAGAAACUUCCAAACCCUCAUAAGAGAAAAACCCUCGCUCCUAAACAAAACCUCAAACAUUGUCAACCCGCAUCUCCAGAACGUUCUCCAAUUCUGGAAUGUUCUCCUAUUCAAACUCCUUUUUUUCCUCCUUCACAAGAACAUUCUCCAAAUCAAGAACGUUCCCCUGCUCACUCAGUCCCUCCUCUAGAACCCUUUCCCCACACACAACCUUCCUCAUCAACACACGCCAAUCAAUUUCCCACUCCAGAACGUUCCUCUACUUCCACCUUGUUUGAAUCUGAACCAUCCCCACCACCUAAAAAAUCAAAACAAAAUACUCCACCUCUGAUUCCUUCCAGCAAAACCAAACUCUUCAAAAGCAAAUGGGCUCAACGCCCAAUGCUCUUGGAUAGACCUCGUUCCUACAAACAUCUGAAAGCUACUAUCCAGUUGCCCACAGAAGGCCCACAUGUGUUUGGUGACAACUGGUACUCAACCUUGAAUCUUCGCAAAACUGAAGUCCUCUCUGACUUGUUUGAAGAAGAUUCCACUCACUACUUGUCAACAUAUCUCAAGCCCCUUCCUAAAGUGUUUAAUAACAUGUGCCAACAUACUCUAAUUCCUCACUGUGGAAGUCAUGAGUAUGUCUCUGACAAUGACACACUGCUCAUCCAUCAUCUCCUCAACUCAGGAAGAAGACCUACUACACACCUUAUUCCAUUCUCAUCAAAUCCUUUUAACCCUGAGGAAAAUCCAGCAAACAACACAACCCCAAAACCUUCUUCACCAAAUCCAGAACGUUCUACACCCCCUCCAGAAUGUUCUCCAGAAAAAAUCCCAACUCCCUCAAACCUCUUUCCUCAAACAUCCACCUUUUUAUCCUCAACUCUUCCAUCCUUUUCUCAAACAAUUCACUCCCCUUCUCACGACUUUGGUAAUUUCCUAUCCAAUCCACAUUUUUCUACCAUGUCUCCACUAUUUGUAUCCCCUCAAAAAACCAGCUCUUCCAUUUUUGGCAUCAGUCAGUUUUUAAACUUUUCAGCAACUGUUGGUCCAUCUAACACAUCCAUUGAUCCCUUACCCUCCAUCUCCUCUUCCUUUGCCACUUUUCCAUCUGUCUCUACAAAUCCUAUUCCUUCCAACAUUGUUGUUGCUACCACUUCUCAACCCUCUACUCACCUUCACUCUUCUCCUCGCUUAGUUGAACCCUCAAAUACAUACAUCAUGGCUGCUCUUCAUAUCAUAAUGGCACAUCAGGUUCAGCACGAUCAAGAAAUUGCUCUGUUGAGAACUUGGUUGACAGAACAACUUGCUCCCAAGCUAGAAAUUGCACCUCCACCUCCUCAUCUGGUUCCUCCUCCCUCCCAAGUUCCUCAUCCAAGAAAAUCCUCCUCUUCAGAAGGAUCUUCUCCCUCCUUAGCUUCUUAG
This is a messenger RNA of Cicer arietinum (chickpea), 1773 nucleotides long. NCBI's taxonomy places the organism in Eukaryota, Viridiplantae, Streptophyta, Magnoliopsida, Fabales, Fabaceae. The record is from RefSeq and is a predicted model, not a curated record.